This is a messenger RNA of Capra hircus (goat), 8139 nucleotides long. It is a transcript of the gene MUC2, whose product is annotated as mucin 2, oligomeric mucus/gel-forming. Gene Ontology annotation, cellular component: extracellular matrix. The record is from RefSeq and is a predicted model, not a curated record. NCBI's taxonomy places the organism in Eukaryota, Metazoa, Chordata, Mammalia, Artiodactyla, Bovidae. Gene Ontology annotation, molecular function: protein binding.
AUGGCGGUGGUGUUGGCGGUUGCGAUCUCUGUCGUAGCUGGGACCCCAACCCCAACACCCACAACCACGGAGACCACCGCCCCCUCCACAACCACAACCACAGGGACCCCAACCUCAACACCCACCACCACAGGGACCCAAAGCCCUCCAUUUACCACGACUACAACAGAGACUCCAACCCCAACACCCACCACCACAGAGACCACCACCCCCACCACAACCACAACCACAGGGACCCCAACCCCAACACCCACAACCACAGAGAUCCCAAGCCCAACAUCUAGCACCACUAUAACAGAGACUCCAACCCCAACGCCCACCACCAGUCACCCUCCAACCCCAUCGACCACCACAACCACCACCGUCUUUCCAAGCACCCCCAGCACAUUGCCACCCACAGUGACAACCCCCAGUACAACAGCCACGCCUACCCGGGAAACCACUACCACCCCAGCCACAACCACGUCUACCACAGAAGGGACCACCACAGUGUCACCAACCUCUCCGUGUCUGCCAGACUGCAGGUGGACUGGCUGGCUGGAUUCUGGCAAACCAGAUUACACCAAAACAGGCGGGGACAUUGAAUCCCUUGAGAACAUCUGCGAGAGGGGCUGGGUAGCCAACAUCUCCUGCAGAGCUGCCAUGUUCCCCAACACUCCCCUCCAAGAGCUUGGACAAACUGUGGUGUGUGACACCUCUGUUGGGCUUGUGUGCAAAAACCAGGAUCAGAAGCCGGGGGGAGCCACCCACAUUCCUGCCUGUAUCAACUACGAAAUCGACGUCUACUGCUGUUUUGUUCCACGUAACUGUGUCUCCACACCUUCGACCACCACUAUGAAGACCCCAGCUACAACACUCUCCACAGCUUCAACUGGGACUCCAAUGCCAACCUCUAGCACCACCUCAAGAGAGACAACAACCAUCACACCCACAACCACAGGGACCUCAAGCCCGCCAUCUACCACCACUACGACAGAGACUCCAACCCCAACACCCAUCACAGAGACCACCACCACCACUCCCACUACAACCACAACCACAGGGACCCCAACCCCAACACCCACCACCACUACAACAGAGACUCCAACCCCUACACCCACCGCCACAGGGACCACUGCCCCCACCACAACCACAACCACAGGGACCCCAACCCCAACACCCACCAUCACAGAGACCACCGCCCCCACGACCACCGCAGAGACCACCGCCCCCACCACACCCACAACCACAGGGACCACAAGACCGCCAUCUACCACCACUACAACAGAGACUCCAACCCCAACACCCACCGUCACAGGGACCACCGCCCCCACCACCACCACAACCACAGGGACCCCAACCCCAACACCCACCACCACUACAACAGAGACCCCAACCCAAACACCCACCACCACAGGGACCACCGCCCCCACCACAACCACAACCACAGGGAUCCUAACCUCAACACCCACAACCUCAGAGACCACUGCCCCCACGACCACCACAGAGACCACCGCCCCCACCACAACCACAGGGACCCCAACCUCAACACCCAUAACCACAGGGACCCCGAGCCCUCCAUUUACCACGACUACAACAGAGACUCCAACCCCAACACCCACCACCACUCCAACAGAGACUCCAACUCCUACACCCACAACCACAGAGACCACCGCCCUCACCACCACCGCAGAGACCACUGCCCUCACCACAACCACAACCACAGGGACUCCAACCCCAACACCCACCACCACAGGGACCACCGCCCCCACCACAACCACAACCACAGGGACCACCGCCCCCACCAAAACCACAACCACAGGGACCCCAAGCUCAACACCUACAACCACAGGGACCCCAAGCCCUCCAUUUACCACGGCUACAACAGAGACUCCAACCCCAACACCCACAACCACAGAGACCCCAAGCCCAACAUCUAGCACCACUAUAACAGAGACUCCAACCCCAACGCCCACCACCAGUCACCCUCCAACCCCAUCGACCACCACAACCACCACCGUCUUUCCAAGCACCCCCAGCACAUUGCCACCCACAGUGACAACCCCCAGUACAACAGCCACGCCUACCCGGGAAACCACUACCCCCCCAGCCACAACCACGUCUACCACAGAAGGGACCACCACAGUGUCACCAACCUCUCCGUGUCUGCCGGACUGCAGGUGGACCGGCUGGCUGGAUUCUGGCAAACCGAACGAUACCGAAGCAGGUGAAGACGUUGAAUCCCUUGAGAACAUCUGCCAGAGGGGCUGGGUCGCCAACAUCUCCUGCAGAGCCGCCGUGUUCCCCGACACUCCCCUCCAAGAGCUUGGACAGACUGUGGUGUGUGACACCUCUGUUGGGCUCGUGUGCAAAAACCAGGACCAGAAAUCGACGUCUACUGCUGUUUCGUUCCACGUUACUGUGUCUCCACCUUCGACCACCGCUACGGAGACCCCAGCUACAGAACCCUCCACAGCUUCAACUGGGACUCCAGUGCCAACCUCUAGCACCACCUCAGGAGAGACAACAACCACCACACCCACAACCACAGGGACCUCAAGCCCGCCAUCUACCACCACUACGACAGAGACUGCAACCCCAACACCCACCGCCACAGGGACCACCGCCCCCACCACAACCACAACCACAGGGACCCCAACCCCAACACCCACCACCACUACGACAGAGACUCCAACCCCAACACCCACCGCCACAGGGACCACCGCCCCCACCACAACCACAACCACAGGGACCCCAACCCCAACACCCACCACCACUACGACAGAGACUCCAACCCCAACACCCAUCACAGAGACCACCGCCCCCACCACCACCACAGAGACCACCGCCCCCACUACAACCACAACCACAGGGACCCCAACCCCAACACCCACCACCACUACAACAGAGACUCCAACCCCAACACCCAUCACAGAGACCACUGCACCCAUCACCACCACAGAGACCACUGCCCCCACCACAACCACAACCACAGGGACCCCAACCCCAACACCCACCACCACUACAACAGAGACUCCAACCCCAACACCCAUCACAGAGACCACCGCCCCCACCACAACCACAGAGACCACCGCCCCCACCACAACCACCACCACAGAGACCACUGCCCCCACCACAACCACAACCACAGGGACCCCCACCCCAACACCCACCACCACUAUAACAGAGACUCCAACCCCAACACCCAUCACAGAGACCACCACCCCCACCACAACCACAACCACAGGGACCCCAACCCCAACACCCACAACCACAGGGACCACUGCCCCCACCACAACCAGAAUCACAGAGACCACCACCCUCACCACAACCACAACCACAGGGACCCCAACCCCAACAACCACCACCACUCCAACAGAGACUCCAACCCCUACACCCACAGCCACAGAGACCACCGCCCCCCCCACCACCACAGAGACCACCGCCCCCACCAAAACCACAACCACAGGGACCCCAAGCUCAACACCUACAACCACAGGGACCCCAAGCCCUCCAUUUACCACGACUACAACAGAGACUCCAACCCCAACACCCACAACCACAGAGACCCCAAGCCCAACAUCUAGCACCACUAUAACAGAGACUCCAACCCCAACGCCCACCACCAGUCACCCUCCAACCCCAUCGACCACCACAACCACCACCGUCUUUCCAAGCACCCCCAGCACAUUGCCACCCACAGUGACAACCCCCAGUACAACAGCCACGCCUACCCGGGAAACCACUACCACCCCAGCCACAACCACGUCUACCACAGAAGGGACCACCACAGUGUCACCAACCUCUCCGUGUCUGCCGGACUGCAGGUGGACCGGCUGGCUGGAUUCUGGCAAACCGAACGAUACCGAAGCAGGUGAAGACGUUGAAUCCCUUGAGAACAUCUGCCAGAGGGGCUGGGUCGCCAACAUCUCCUGCAGAGCCGCCGUGUUCCCCGACACUCCCCUCCAAGAGCUUGGACAGACUGUGGUGUGUGACACCUCUGUUGGGCUCGUGUGCAAAAACCAGGACCAGAAGCCGGGCGGAGCCACCCCGACGUCUGCCUGCCUCAACUACGAGAUCGACGUCUACUGCUGUUUCGUUCCACGUUACUGUUCUCCACCUUCGACCACCGCUACGGAGACCCCAGCUACAGAACCCUCCACAGCUUCAACUGGGACUCCAGUGCCAACCUCUAGCACCACCUCAGGAGAGACAACAACCACCACACCCACAACCACAGGGACCUCAAGCCCGCCAUCUACCACCACUACGACAGAGACUGCAACCCCAACACCCACCGCCACAGGGACCACCGCCCCCACCACAACCACAACCACAGGGACCCCAACCCCAACACCCACCACCACUACGACAGAGACUCCAACCCCAACACCCACCACAGAGACCACCACCCCCACUACAACCACAAGCACAGGGACCCCAACCCCAACACCCACCACCACUACAACAGAGACUCCAACCCCUACACCCACCGCCACAGGGACCACUGCCCCAACCACAACCACAGAGACCACCGCCCCCACCACAACCACAACCACAGGGACCCGAACCCCAACACCCACCAUCACAGAGACCACCGCCCCCACAACCACCACAGAGACCACCGCCGCCACCACAACCACAACCACACGGACCCCAACCCCAACACCCACCAUCACAGAGACCACUGCCCCCAUCACCACCACAGAGACCACCACCCCCACCACAACCACAGAGACCACCGCCCCCACCACAACCACAACCACAGGGACCCCAAGCCCAACACCCACCAUCACAGAGACCACUGCCCCCAUCACCACCACAGAGACCACCACCCCCACCACAACCACAGAGACCACCGCCCCCACCACAACCACAACCACAGAGACCACCGCCCCCACCACAACCACAGAGACCACCGCCCCCACCACAACCACAACCACAGGGACCCCAACCCCAACACCCACCACCACAGAGACCACCGCCCCCACUACUACCAUGACAGGGACCCCAAGUGCAACACCCACCGGCACACCUCCCGCCAGUAGCACAGCCGUGGAGCCCUCCAGCACACCCCUGACCCCGACGCUGACAGUGCCGACGGUCACUCCAGUGGGAGGCACCACCCUUCCAGGCACGUGGGCACCGGAUGUCUUUCUUUGGGCACGGCUGCCUGUGGCCCACAUCCUCUCCCUACAGCUGUACGAUGGGCUCUGCUCGCCGAUCCUGGGUCCCACCUCCUCGAAGACCACCCCCACCCCUGGAUCCACGACGAGGCUGCCUUUACUCAGCACAAGCCGUACCUCCAGCCCCACUGCCACGCCUGUGUCAGCCACCUCCACAGGCGCCCCCACACCAACAGGACGCCCGUCGACCCCGCCGGAGACCCCCAGCACCUGGACCUCCAGUGUGUCCACCUCCACUGUGACCCCAGCAACCUCCCCCCUCGUUACCACCAGCGGGGUCACCCCCUCCAGCUUGCUUCCAUGCUGCUUCUUGAAUGAGACCUACUACGCCCCGGGCGAGGUGGUGUACAGCGGCACGCAUGGAGACACGUGCUACUACGUGAACUGCUCGCUGGAAUGCACGCUUGAGUUCUUCAACUGGUCGUGCCCAUCCACACCCACCCCAACACCCAGCCCAUCCACACCCACCAGCCAAGAAUCCGGGACAUCUACCACGCCAGUGCCCGGGGUCCCCGGGUGCCCGGACUUGGAUCCUCCCAGGCAGGAGAAUGAGAGCUGGUGGAUGUGUAACUGCACGAAGGCCACGUGCAAGUACAACAACACCGUGGAGCUUGUGAAGGUGCCGUGCGAGCCCCCGCCCAUGCCCACCUGCACCAACGGCCUCGCGCCCGUGCGCGUCCAGGACCCCGACAAGUGCUGCUGGCACUGGGAGUGCGACUGCUACUGCACUGGCUGGGGGGACCCGCACUACGUCACCUUCGACGGGCUCUACUACAGCUACCAGGGCAACUGCACGUACGUGCUGGUGGAGGAGGUCAGCCCCAGGGUGGACAACUUCGGCAUCUACGUCGACAACUACCACUGCGACGUCAAUGACGAGGUGUCCUGCCCCCGCACGCUCAUCGUGCGCCACGAGACCCAGGAGGUGCUGAUCAAGAUGGUGCAGAUGGCGCCCAUAGUGGUGCAGGUGCAGGUCAACAGGCAGGCCGUGGCACUGCCCUACACCAAGUUCGGGCUGCGGGUGUAUGAGUCGGGCAUCAACUACAUGGUUGACAUCCCCGAGCUGGGCGCCCUCGUGUCCUACAACGGCCUCUCCUUCUCCAUCCGGCUGCCCUACCGCCUGUUCGGCAACAACACAAAGGGCCAAUGUGGCACGUGCACCAACAGCACCUUGGACGACUGUGUGCUGCCCAGCGGGGAGAGCAUUGACAACUGCGAGGUCGCAGCUGACUCCUGGGUGGUGGACGACCCCUCCAAGCCACGCUGCCCCCACACCAGCUUCACCACCAGGCGCCCAGCCACCUCACCCUCGGCGGGCACCAGCAGCUUCCCCCCGAAGAGCUGUGCGUCUCCACUCUGUGAGCUCAUCAAGGACAGCUUGUUUGCCCACUGCCACGCCCUGGCGCCCCCCCAGCACUACUAUGAAGCCUGCCUGUUCGACAGCUGCUAUGUGCCUGGCUCGAACCUGGAGUGCGCCAGCCUGCAGACCUACGCGGCCCUGUGUGCCCAGGAGGGCAUCUGCGUGGACUGGCGGAACCACACAGGCGGGGCCUGCCCGGUGACAUGCCCCGCCCAUCGUGAGUACCGGGCCUGCGGCCCCGUGGAGGAGCCCACCUGUAAGUCCAGCCCCUCCGAGCCGAACAGCACGCGCCUGGUGGAAGGCUGCUUCUGCCCCGAGGGCACCACCAGCUACGCGCCGGGCUUCGACGUCUGCGUGGACCUGUGCGGCUGCGUGGGGCCGGACAACGUGCCCAGAGAGUACGGGGAGCACUUCGAGUUCGACUGCAAGGACUGCAUCUGCCUGGAGGGCGGGAGCGGCAUCAUCUGCAAGCCCAAGACGUGCCGGCCGGAGCCCCGGCUGGAGUGCGAGGAGGACGGCACCUACCCGUUCACGGAGGUGGACCCCGCCAACACCUGCUGCAACCUCACCUCCUGCAAGUGCAACGCCAGCCUGUGCAGGGAGAAGCCCCCUCUGUGCUCACUGGGCUUCCAGGUGAAGAGCGAGAUGGUGCCCGGGAGGUGCUGCCCGCUGUACUCGUGUGUGCCCAAGGGUGUGUGUGUGCUGGAGCAUGCCGAGUACCAGCCUGGGUCUCCAGUCUAUUCAUCCAAGUGCCAGAACUGCGUCUGCACCGACCGCAGGGACAACGCCACGCAGCUCAACGUCAUCACCUGCACCUAUGUGCCCUGCAACACCACCUGCAGCCUGGGCUUUGAGCUGGUGGACGCCCCCGGGGAGUGCUGCAAGAAAUGCGAGCAGACUCACUGCAUCAUCAGCCGGCCCGGCCAGCAUAACCUGGUCCUGAAGCCCGGAGACAUGAAGAGUGACCCCCUGAACAACUGUACCUUCUUCAGCUGCAUGAAGAUACACAACCAGCUCAUCUCAUCCAUCUCCAACAUCACCUGCCCUGAGUUUGACCCCAGCACCUGUGUCCAGGGCUCCAUCACGCUCAUGCCCAACGGCUGCUGCAGGAAGUGCAUCCCUCGCAAUGAGACCAGCGUCCCCUGCGCUGCCGUCCCUGUCACGAGGGAGAUUUCGCACAACGGCUGCACCGCGUCGGUCUCCAUGAAUGACUGCUCUGGGUCCUGCGGGACCUUCGCCAUGUACUCGGCCGAGGCCCAGGCCCUGGACCACAGGUGCUCCUGCUGCAGAGAGCAGCGCACCAGCCAGCGGGAGGUGACGCUGCGGUGCCCGGACGGGGGCACGCUCCGCUACACCUACACGCACGUCGACAGCUGCCUGUGCCAGGACACCGUGUGCGAGCUGCCUGCCCAGCGCAGGGCCCGGCGCUCCUCAGCCCUCGGGGUGGCCCCCGGGCGGGGGUGAGGGGAGGGCCCGGCUCCCACCGUCCCGCGUCCCCUUCCGCUGACCCCCUCAGCUGCCUCACCUCCUGAGCUGACUUUCUCUCUGCAGAUAUUUAUUUUCUGAGCCUUUGUUCAAUUCUUUGCUUUCCAAAAUAAACUUGGGCAGAGACGC